AUGAGGCCUGUCGCGCUGGCAGCACUGCUGCUGUGUGCUUUUGCCUCGCUUGCCGCCGCCUGGUCCAAGGAAGACCACGAGAUCUUCCGCCUCCGCGACGAGGUCGCCGCCAGCGAGGGCCCCGACGCCUCCUUCUACUCGUUCGUCGGCGUCGGCCCCUCGGCGUCGCAGGACGAGAUCAACAAGGCGUACCGCAAGAAGUCCCGCCAGAUCCAUCCCGACAAGGCCCGCCAGGCCUACCUCUCGGCCUAUGCGAAGAAGGACAGGUCCGCUGGCAAGAGCAAGUCGGCCCGGCAGCCCUCCGCAAAGGAGCUGCGCCAGUUUGACAAGGACGCCUCCGCCCGCUUCGCCCGCCUCGGUGUCGUCGCCAACAUCCUGCGCGGUCCCGAGCGCGAGCGUUACGACCACUUCCUCAAGAAUGGCUUCCCUGCCUGGCGCGGCACCGGUUACUACUACUCGCGCUACCGCCCGGGCCUCGGCUCCGUGCUCUUCGGUCUCUUCGCUAUGAUGGGAGGCGCCGCUCACUACGGCGCCUUGUACCUUGGCUGGAAGCGUCAGCGCGACUUCGUCGACCGCUACAUCAGGCAUGCGAGGCGCGCCGCCUGGGGCGACGAGCUGGGCAUCCAGGGCAUCCCCGGCGGCCUCGAUGGAGACAGCGGCACUGCCACGCCCGUCGAGCAGCCUGCCCAGCAGGAACAGCAAUACGUCGAUGAGAAUGGCCAGCCCGUCUCCCUGAACCGUCGCCAGAAGCGCAUGCAGGAAAAGGAAGCUCGCAAGGAAGGGAAAGGCCCCAAGAGCGCAAAAGCCGCCAAGAAGGCCCGCAACUCUGGCGUCAGCACCCCGGUCGAGGCCGAGCUUACCAGUGGCGGUCCGCGGGGUCCAAAGAAACGCGUCCAGGCCGAAAACGGCAAGGUUCUUAUCGUGGACAGUGCCGGCAAUGUUUUCCUAGAGGAGGAAACUGAGGACGGCGACGUCCACGAAUUUCUGCUCGAUGUCGAGGAGAUUCCAAAGCCGACUUUCUUCGAUACCGCCGUUGUGCGCCUGCCCGUGUGGUUCUACAAAAAAUCUGUCGGUCGUCUCUUUGGAAAGUCUUCUUCGGAUGUUGCUUUGGAAGCAGCUGCCGACGAAGUGGAGAUCGACGUCGACGGAGACGAGAAGAGUGCAUUGAAUGGCGACGCAGAUGCAAAGGAGAUCAACAACACUCUGAAGAGUGCCACGGCGAUCAACGCCAAUGCCGAGAGCAGGAAGAGGAAAGUCCGCAGAGCCAAAUGA
This is a messenger RNA of Diplodia corticola, 1272 nucleotides long. RefSeq lists its product as uncharacterized. The coding region runs from base 1 to 1272 and encodes 423 amino acids. Gene Ontology annotation, cellular component: endomembrane system. Lineage: Eukaryota; Fungi; Ascomycota; Dothideomycetes; Botryosphaeriales; Botryosphaeriaceae. The record is from RefSeq and is a predicted model, not a curated record. The transcript has 3 exons.